Tinamus guttatus (white-throated tinamou) is the source of this 342-nucleotide messenger RNA. The record is from RefSeq and is a predicted model, not a curated record. Lineage: Eukaryota; Metazoa; Chordata; Aves; Tinamiformes; Tinamidae.
AAAAGAUGUGCAAAGUAGGAAUGUAUAGUGAUGUAGAUAGUGAACUUUUGCUGCUUGCUAUACAGGUGAUUGAAGGAUAUGAAAAAGCUUGCAAGAAAGCCCUAGAAAUUCUUCCUGACUUGGUGUGCUGUUCUGCAAAGAACCUUCGAGAUGUAGAAGAAGUGGCCUCCUUGUUGCACACCUCAGUGAUGAGUAAACAAUAUGGCAAUGAACAAUUUCUGGCCAAACUUAUUGCACAGGCCUGUGUUUCUAUUCUUCCUGAUUCUGGGCAUUUCAAUGUCGACAAUAUCAGAGUGUGCAAAAUUGUGGUAAGUUGGACAUAGCUGACUUUACUGCAGAGCU